AUGCGUUCUCCACUCUGGUCCCUCGCGUUGAUGGCGAGCUCUUGCCUAGCUCAGGGCGACAUCGUCGGGCUUCUUUCCUCUCAGCCCGAUCUCAGCACGCUCCUUGAGCUCGUCAGUCUCGUUGACGGUCUCGCGGAGACUCUCGCCUCAUCCUCGAACAUCACUAUCAUUGCGCCGACCAACGAUGCCUUCGCGAAGGUGCCACGCAACAUCCCCGAGGGGGAGGCCAUCGAGUUCAAAAACGACACCAUCGCGAUCGGAGCUCUUCUCGCCAACCACGUCUUCAAGGGAGUGUACCCUUCGAACGUGAUCACCAACACGCCCACGUAUGCCCAGACCUUGGUGGACGAUUCGUACAUCAUCGACAGGCAGCCUUUCUCCAACUUCACUGGCGGCGGUUACAACGGACUCGUCAAGAAUGGAAACGAUGUCUGCAUCUUGUCCGGAGAGCUGACCAUCUCUACCGUCAUCCAACCUGACAUUAAGCUGGGUGAAGGUAUCACGAUUCACAAAGUCGACACCGUCAUGGCAUUUGCGGCUCCGCUCCAGCUAUUCACGUUCAGGGCGGGCUACCUCGCCUUUAACGCCGCGCUUGAAGCCGCUGAGCUCAACUUCUCGUUUGGCCUCACCGGAGCCGAUACUCCGACCACCAAUAUCUCUGACUACACCAUAUUUGUGCCUACUGACGAAGCCUUCGAGGUCAUCGGUUCCGUGGUCCAGACGGCGGAUAAAGCGACGCUCCGGGAGGUGCUCAGCUACCACAUCAUCCCCAACAAUGUCAUCUUCUCCCCGUCCCUGGGAAACGUUACCGUCAAGUCUCUUCAAGGCAGCGACCUGACUUUCACCGUCUUGCCCGAUGGUUCUGCCUGGGUCAACAACGCCAGAAUCACGUUCCCCAACACGAUUUUGUACAACGGCAUUGCACAUGUCAUUGACAGUGUACUCAUGCCAGGAACCUUCGACCGAGCUUCUCUGACCCCGGCCGCGCCAGCAUCUGAUCGCGUUGCUUUCCCCGGUGCGUCAUCGGUUUCCAGCUUGCCUCCGUCGACUGUCACUUUCCUUGGAGACCUGGAUGUUUACACGACGACGCCCCUAUUGCUGCAGACCUAUGCUGCCGUCGUCACAUCUCCCACGGCCGCCCCGACUCAUUCUGGCAAUGCCACCGCCACGACCUCGCGUCCGCCAGUUGCAGUUCCCACCGGAACAGCCACCGGCCUGUUUCCCGGCGCUCUCCUCGCUCUUUCUGUCGCAGCAGGUAUUGCUGCCUUCAUGAUUUAG
Molecule: messenger RNA, 1278 nt
Organism: Colletotrichum karsti
Lineage: Eukaryota; Fungi; Ascomycota; Sordariomycetes; Glomerellales; Glomerellaceae
Exons: 3
Coding region: 1-1278 (425 amino acids)
Biological process (GO): macroautophagy
Cellular component (GO): fungal-type vacuole membrane
Source: RefSeq, a predicted model, not a curated record